Lachancea mirantina is the source of this 1311-nucleotide messenger RNA. The record is from the annotation of a GenBank genome assembly. Lineage: Eukaryota; Fungi; Ascomycota; Saccharomycetes; Saccharomycetales; Saccharomycetaceae.
AUGCCAGAGUUGAUUUCGAAAGCCCUUAAAAUAUCUCAAUUGGAUAUCAAGAUAGAAUUCAAACCGCCGGCUAACGGAGAUUUUUUUACAUCCAAUGAACUCAUUACCGGAAGGGUAGUUGUGUCGCUACCAAGAUCAACAGCUGUCCAAAGUGUCACUGUCACUUUGCGAGGUCUGUGCCGGACCCUGAACCCCGGCAGAGAAAAACACAUGAGUGGAAUGGACGCUACCAAUAUCAACAUUCAAUACGUCAAUACCUUUACCUGUCAUUUCCCUAUUUUGGAGUCCAAGACACUUUUCCCACCUCAAAAUGUCACUGACGCAAUAAGUGCUGCGCCUAAGAAGGGGUACACGCUUGCCGGAGGUGAACACAGUUUUGACUUUGCAUUUCUUAUUCCUGCUCAAGCACGCCCUUUCCAGAAAGGACUGAAUGACGAUAGGCCGAGCGAUAAAGAUGAAGACAUGACACCACCCAGUUUCAAUAGCUAUUACGGUAAAGAUGCAAAGGACCCAAAAGGUUCCUUACCAGAUUAUAACAAAAACUCAGAAAUAAGCUACUAUCUGAAGGCGGAAUUAAUUUUAGGCAAAACUUUGUUGCGAACUUUUACGCCCUCACCUUCGAGACUUGAAAUAUACGAACCAUUUGGAUACAUUCCAGACGUCGACUCCAAGCUAAAUGAGAUAUUUAGUGGGGGUUGCGUGGUCGAAAGCGACCGCAAAUUCAAGUUGAAGGGCAAUGCCACUCUGAGUAUGGAAUUGAGGCCCACUUCGUGGGGCCUUCUGUGUCGUGAAGACAGAUUAUUUACCAGUGAAUCUGGGAAAUUUGACAAAUUGUACUUGAGAGUUUCUGGGAAUUUGAAAGAGUCUUUACAAGUCAAGUUGAAGCACAUAAGGCUAGUCUUGAUUGAAGUUACGUCAUAUGCGCUGAAGGGUCUCACAACGUCUUCAUUGAAGAGAGCACUGCUGUUGCAAGAGGACUUAAAUUUAGCAAAGCUAGCCAAAAAAAUUUCAGCUGGCUCUCAAGAAGCGGUGCUAGACUUGUCCGAUGUCCCGAAGUUGAGCGAUUUCAGGUUCAAUCACGACGACAUUCAAAUAAGAGGUAAUCGUAUCUACAGUUUUGAGAGCUGCGGAGUCGACCGGAAAUUCCAGUUCGAAAUGACUUUAGCGCUGGAGAUCAAUGGUCAGCCUUGGGAAACUAAAAUAAAGACCUUCCACACAGAUGUUCAUUGCCAAGCCGCCAACAAGACCGGCCAACUGCCAACAUAUGAAUCCUCUAGCAAACCCCCUGAAUACGCAGCCGAACAUUCAUGA